AUGAACACAAGCAGGCUAUCAUUGAAUGAUAUAAUUCGUACAACAGUUGGUAAUCUUUCACGCGUGGUCAACAUUAGUUCAGAUUUUGCCGAUUAUGUUCGUCGUCUUUAUCUGUUUGGAAAUGUGUCGCUGACUGAUACAGAUGUUGUGACUGUAAUUCAUCCUAAUAAUAUACGCGAUAGUUUAUCCUUUAUUGGUAGUCAGUCACCACGUACUGUACAAAAUUAUUUGAUAAUGCGUUUCAUCAUGAAUGAAAAGACGAUAAUGACUAAACGAUUUCGAAGCAUGGUACAUGAAAUGUUCCACAAUAUUCGAAAUGUAUUCAUCCAUAUGGUCAAUCAAUCGACAUGGAUGGAUUCGAAAUCAAAAAUUAUGACAAUUAAAAAAAUUCAAGCUAUGAAGGGAAAAAUUGGUUAUUCUGAUUAUUUGGAAAACGAUGACAUUGAUGAAACUUGA
Messenger RNA from Rotaria sp. Silwood2, 456 nucleotides. NCBI's taxonomy places the organism in Eukaryota, Metazoa, Rotifera, Eurotatoria, Philodinida, Philodinidae. The record is from the annotation of a GenBank genome assembly.